AUGGCCAACAAGAAGGUGAAGCUCAGCUUCAAGAUCCCCUACCGUGUUAACUUUGGACAAGAUCUGUGCAUGGUAGGGUCGACUGACGACCUGGGCAAUUGGGACCCCAAGCGCGCCGUGCGCAUGGAGUGGAGCGAGGGCGACGUCUGGCAGGUCGACCUGGAAGUGUCGGCUGGGCCCGAGCUUGAUUUGCAGUACAAGUACCUGGUGCGAAACUCCGACGGCGGCGUGUCCCAGUGGAAGCCGGGGAGCAACUACAGGUUCAGCCUUGAGCCGGUGCCCGCCGGCACGCAUGCUGUGCUGCCGGGCGGCGCGAUCGUGCGCGACGCAUGGGACGGCAGCGUGAGGGACGUGCGGGUCGAGGUAGAGGAGGACGGCAUGUCGCGGGCCAUGACGGACGCGGAGCGGGAGCAGGACGCGUUCCGCGAGUCGCUGAUGAGCGCCCUGAACGAGCUGACCGCGCAGAUUGGGCAGGCUGAGGAGAUUGGUGGCAGCAUCGAUGACCCGACGUCGCCAGACGUGCUCAAGGCUGACCGCCUGGUCGCUGCCGCAACACGCAAGGCGGUUGCUGUCGCCCACGCGCUGAACGCUGCCACAGCGCAGAGCCGCCUCAAAGCUCCUGGCAAGGACUUUGUGAUGGUCUGCAGCGACACCUCGGCUGUCCACUCGAUCAUCACAAUCAAGCAGGACGAGGACAAGAUCAUUCCCAUUGACAGCCACAAGGUGUUCUGCGUGGCAGGCGAGGCAGGCGACCGCGUGCAGUUUUCAGAGUACAUCAUAGCAAACGUGAAGCUGUACGCACUGCGCAACGCGACCGAGCUCAGCACAAAGUCGGUGGCGCACUAUGCGCGCGGGGAGCUGGCGACUGCGCUGCGGAAAUCUCCAUACCAUUGCAACCUCCUGGUGGCGGGCUACGACAAGGGUGUGGGUCCCUCACUGUAUUGGAUGGACUACCUUGCCACUCUGCACAAGGUCAACACGGGCGGCACCGGCUAUGGCUCCUACUUUGCGCUGUCGCUGUUUGAUAAGCUGUGGCACCCGGACAUGACGGAGGCUGAGGCGCUGGCCAUGAUGGAGAAGGGCGUGGAGGAGAUCCGGCGGCGCCUGGUGGUGGCGCCUCCAAAGUUUGUUGUCAAGGUGGUGGACGCGGACGGCGUGCGGACGGUGAAGGAGCUCAAGGUGUAG
Molecule: messenger RNA, 1185 nt
Organism: Monoraphidium neglectum
Lineage: Eukaryota; Viridiplantae; Chlorophyta; Chlorophyceae; Sphaeropleales; Selenastraceae
Product: 20S proteasome subunit beta 4
Exons: 9
Coding region: 1-1185 (394 amino acids)
Biological process (GO): proteasomal protein catabolic process
Cellular component (GO): proteasome core complex; nucleus; proteasome core complex, beta-subunit complex
Molecular function (GO): peptidase activity; starch binding
Source: RefSeq, a predicted model, not a curated record